Messenger RNA from Macrobrachium nipponense, 2074 nucleotides. RefSeq lists its product as uncharacterized. Gene Ontology annotation, molecular function: ubiquitin protein ligase activity; zinc ion binding. Bases 169 to 1788 code for a protein of 539 amino acids. Gene Ontology annotation, biological process: protein ubiquitination. The transcript has 4 exons. NCBI's taxonomy places the organism in Eukaryota, Metazoa, Arthropoda, Malacostraca, Decapoda, Palaemonidae. Gene Ontology annotation, cellular component: cytoplasm. The record is from RefSeq and is a predicted model, not a curated record.
CAGACUGACUCAGUGCUCCUCGUUCGGUCAGGUAGUUUGGAGAAAGAGUGAUAUCUCUCCUGAGUGCAUGUUCGUGUGUGUGUGUGUGUGUGUGUCCGAGUGUGGGCGCGAGCGUCUAAAACUAUAAACUCUUGGAGAAGAGUAAAUUAUAGUAAAUAAUACCGCAAGAUGGCUGCUUUAGCCAUGGUGCUCGAUCAUAUGAUCGGUUGUGUCAACAAGGUGUUCCUAAGUUACAUGGACAUUCCUGAAGAUACGAGGAAAACCAGCUUUGAGGGGCUGGUUCCACUGUUCAGAUGCCAAGGAUGUUCCAGCAACUUCAGUGAUGAAAGCCAACCCAGAAACCUUUCAUGUGGGCACGCACUCUGCACUCCUUGCACAGAGGUAUUGCUUGCAGGUGAAAAGCCUUGCCCUGAAUGCUUUCAACAACAUAAAAGAAACAAGGUUGGCGAACUACAAGUGAACUUCCCGUUAUUAAAAGUCAUUCGAUCUGUGGGAAUCAAAGAAAUUAACAUUGGCAACGUUAAUAGUACCAUUUUGUCUGCUGACUUUUCCCAGCAUCACAGCAGGCAAGACCUCAGGAAGUGCGUCGUCCACGACAGCCCCAAAGUGUUGUUCUGCCUCUCUUGCAGUUCGUGGGUUUGUGAAAACUGCAUAGUACUAGACCAUCCUAAUUCCCCUAGGGGCUUCUGUAGGGUCAUCCAGCUCACAGAAGCCAUAGAUAAGAUCAGAACAAAGUACGAAGAGGUUGCUUCACAGGUCCUGAAGGAGAUCGAGACUAUGAAGGACGACUUCGAACUGGAAUUUGGAAUGCACGACCUCUGUCUCAAACACUGCACUCAGGAGAGAUCUCACGUGCACUUGCUAGAACAACUCAACCCUCUGUUGCUGGGCAAAAGGGAGGAAAAUGACGAGGAAGUGAGGAAGGCCAAAGGCCGUUUGAAAGAGUUGGCUGAUUCAUUUCGGGCCACAAAUGCUCCUGAGGAGAUGACGGUGAUUUGCAAAGGGCUUCUCGACUUCCAAGAGGAACUGAAGGCCAUCAUCACCCAGGAAAAAGAAAGACUGACGUCACCACGUCCAAUAAUGGUGGAGCAUCUCAGAAUGGAUAUCAAAAAGUUAGCCGAGGGAAGGGAACCACUUUAUGCAACGUUGCAAGAGAACGGAAGACACAGAUGGGCUAAAGUUGCUCUCAAAGACCAGGCACUUUUGGUCUACGCACUGAAUGAAGGACAGCCACCUAGCGAUAGUGUUACACUGCCAUACAAAUUCAUGGAAACGUUGCUGGAAAAUCGCAAACAGAUGGUGUUUCUGGAACUGGAGGCAGACGGAGAGAACUUGCAAGGAAGAGUGUUCAUUCAAUUACAGGGGGAAGGCCCCAUGCAGCAGCAAAUGCUGCUGAUGUGCUCUGGGAAAAAGGACGCCUCCUUCAGGAACACCAGGUUAUUCAAGGACGAAGAGGGAUAUCUGAGCGGGGGGGUUUACCACAAUGCCGAUGGCUCCAAGGGCGGGACCAUAGUUCCAGAUCUCGGACACUGUUGGGCACCUACUGUGUACAAGGGGAUGAAGACUUCGGGUGCAGUCGUUGGCAGCAAGACUUCCACCAAGUUCCACUUCAUCCUCGGUAGGAGUAAAGGCCAUAUUUACGAUGUUGUCGGCUUCGUAAGGCAAGGUCUUCACGUCUUAAAAGCUGCUGCUAAGCUGGAACCAGUUACGAAAUGCUACGUCAAAGACUGUGGAAUCUUUAUACCAGUCAGGACAGUGACUAACAAUGAUAAUGAAUCUACCGAGUGAUUUUAUACAAAAACAAUUCUCAGUAUCUGUAUAACAUCUUUCUCCUUAUAUGUAUAUAUAAUUGUUUACAGUUGUCCUGUAAUAUGCAAGGGGCCUGUGUAGAUAAAAUUCUGUAUAUUUUUUUUUACAUACCUGGCAGACCACUGGAUUAUUUCAGAUGUGAUAUUAGUCAUUAGAAUCUGUUACACUUCUAUCCUUUGGAGAAGAAUUUUCCAUGUAUAUUUUGGAUUUUUUUUUUACUGCUCUCUCAAGUUGUUGAUUUUUCUGAAUACAUUAAUAAAUUAAA